AAUCUUCAUAUGUUGACAGAUUCACAUUCACUGAUAAUAAUAAACAUCUCAAUUUUAAAUCAUUGAUUGAAAACUUGAAGAACAUGAUAAUGAAGAAAUUGUUUAUAUUAUAUAUAGUCAGAUCUUUCAUGUCUCUCUCUACUCUCUCUGUUUCUUUCUCUGCUACUCUCUCUCAAUCUCUUAUAUCUGUCUCCGUGUCUGAUUCUCUCUCUCUCACUAUCUCUGUUUCUGCAAUUCUCACUUCUACUACUUCUGCUUCUUCUGCUUCUGCUGUCUCUGCUUUCAUUAUUAGCUCUCUUUAUUUCAAGAAGAUAUUGUAUAGACUUAAUAAAUCACAUUUAUCAUUCUUAGUUACUCUGGUGUCAGAGGUCAUUUUAAUUGAAGAUGAUAACAUUACUAAGACUACUCUCUUCUAUUCUCAAGCUUCUUUCAGUGCUUUCUUUUUCUUCUCUGCAGAGAAGGUUGUGUGCACAUCAGAUUAUAUGCAUUUA
Messenger RNA from Blastomyces gilchristii SLH14081, 491 nucleotides. RefSeq lists its product as uncharacterized. The annotation marks the transcript as partial. The transcript is spliced from 2 exons. The record is from RefSeq and is a predicted model, not a curated record. Lineage: Eukaryota; Fungi; Ascomycota; Eurotiomycetes; Onygenales; Ajellomycetaceae.